AUGUCUCCUCAUAUUUUAAAUCUUAAAGUUGGGACAAUAAUAUUGCUUCUUCGUAACAUGAAUCCCAGCAGAGGCUUAUGCAAUGGGACACGACUUCUUAUCAAAAAUUUACAUGAUAAUUUCAUAGAUUCUGAAAUAUUAUCAAGGACGCAUAAUGGCCAUCGCGUUUUUAUUCCUCGAAUUGAUCUUUCCCCGAGCGAUUCCCGGUUGCCUUUCAUAUUAAAAAGACGCCAAUUUCCUAUAAUUCCUGCUUUUGUUAUCACUAUAAACAAAAGUCAAGGUCAAACAUUCGACAAUGUCGGCCUCUUUCUUCCUGAACCUGUGUUUUCCCAUGGUCAGCUCUAUGUCGCUCUAACACGUAUCAAAAAUCUUCAAAGCAUAAAUCAGUACAGGGCAUUCUAUAAACAUCUAUUUCAAAACAAAAAUAUUCUUCAAAAAUAA
Messenger RNA from Gordionus sp. m RMFG-2023, 441 nucleotides. RefSeq names its product ATP-dependent DNA helicase PIF1-like. Bases 1 to 441 code for a protein of 146 amino acids. Gene Ontology annotation, cellular component: replication fork. The record is from RefSeq and is a predicted model, not a curated record. NCBI's taxonomy places the organism in Eukaryota, Metazoa, Nematomorpha, Gordioida, Chordodea, Parachordodidae. The transcript has 2 exons. Gene Ontology annotation, biological process: DNA replication.